AUGGCGAAGACGACUGCAGGACAGGCGCUGACGAACGUCCGAGGACAUGUGCACAACUUCACCAGUAGUGCUGGCAAAGAUGAGCAUUACUUCGCCAUAGCAGUGCCGGCCAGGGUGGUGAGGCUCACACCGGAAUCAUGGCUGGACAGGACUACAUGGAGGGUAGGGCUACUGGGAUGUCCCGUGAAAGAGAAUCAUGUAAACUACACAUCCUGUGGGAAAGGCUGGACGAUGUCUGAAGGACGAUGCUACCAGAAGUUUGCCUCCCCGCUUGUCUGGUGGGCUGCGGAGCGGUACUGCCAAUCCCUGGGGGGUCAUCUGGCGGCCGUCAACACGCCACAGGAAAACGAGUUCAUCCGUGACAACAUAGGGAAUGGAUGGAUAGGGAUGAAGAUAGGUGCUGUCUUGAUCAAGAAAGAGAGAGAGAAAAUUGUCAACUUCACUUGGAGCGACGGAAGUCCUGCGGGUGACGCUUUCAGGGAACAGGACAUUUCAUUCGACGGUUUCCCGGAAUACAUUUUGCGGUUAAAUGACCCCUUCUGCGCCUUUCUAGAAGACCACGGUCCAUGGAGCCUUCAGCCUUGCAGCCUGAUUGAGAAGGAAUUCAUCUGUGAGAAAGGUGCGAUAAACGUUGACAAAUGUCCCUGUAUCCGGCAUCCUUCCGUGUCGAUGACUGUGAAACUACCACAACCCAUACUGAGUUAG
Branchiostoma floridae (Florida lancelet) is the source of this 705-nucleotide messenger RNA. RefSeq names its product brevican core protein-like. The record is from RefSeq and is a predicted model, not a curated record. NCBI's taxonomy places the organism in Eukaryota, Metazoa, Chordata, Leptocardii, Amphioxiformes, Branchiostomatidae. The coding region runs from base 1 to 705 and encodes 234 amino acids. The transcript has 6 exons.